AAUAAGUGUAGGUCGGUAUAGCGGCGAAAGCGAGUACAUAGAAGCUAUACCAUCUUGUCAUAUCAUAUAAUUUUGUUCUUAAAAAAAAAAAAAAGCUCCGACUCUGUGACUGUGAAUAAAAUCCCCGAUAAAAUUUCGGCUGGAGCACAAAUUGAUAAUCUUCCAGUCAUAAUUAAACGUCCACUAUCUGCUAUAAAUAAAAAUGGACUGAUGGUUAUUUUCCAAUAUCUUGCGCUCAUCAAGUACGGUCGACAAUUACUCGGGCGGUUAUUAUUUUACUUUGGUAUAUGCAGUACAGAUAUUGGCAUUUGAACCUCAUCGAUGGCCAUAUUAAAUUAUUUAAUAUCCAAAUAUACCCGUGAUAUCAAGUUAUAAUUUUAUUUACUCAAAAUAAAAAGUUGAAUUCUAAAAAAAUGUCAGUCCGACGACGAACAGAUCCUGCACCAACCCAGAGAAUAUGGGACGCAAUAAAGCUAACUGUUCACCAAAGAAGUUUACCAAGCAACGAACGAAUAGUUCGGCAUUUUGCUCGCGUUUAUAAUAUGACUGAGCUGGCAGCUCAGGAGGAAUUGAACAAGGCUGUUGAGGAUGGUUUGGUUUUCCUGAAAAAGUCACAAUCCAAAGGAGGGCUUGACCAAGAGAGCUACCGACUGCCGUUGGACCCGAGGGAGGAUGACGGUAACGAUUGGUACUGCUUUAAGUGCCAAAAAGCUGGACUUGUUCAGACUUGUCAGACAUGCUUCCGGGUUUAUCAUCCCAGAUGCCACACUCCAAAUAAUUCUGACCAAAAAAUUUGCCAGUUUUGUGAGCAAAUCAGUGCUGAUACUUAUCAUGAUGUAAAUGCACUCAAUCAUAUCCUAGGAUUUACGUGUGGUCAUCUUAAAGCAAAACUACCGCCUGAGAUAACAAACAGAACCAUUGUGCCAGACAGCUCGGUUGUUGAAAAACCAGCUGGUGGUUUAUGCGGACCAACUUGGAUCAGUGAAGGCGAGGAUUCCUGGCGUCCGGGAAUUUUGAUUAAAAAUCACAUGGACCUUGCUAUCAUGGAAGCCAAAACCAAGAGAAAUGAGUACAAAAGUCUCGCUGAAUUUCAGACAGAUGCACAUAAUAUAUUACAUAAUAUUAUUGUAUACCAUGGAGAAGCUUCGGUGAUCGGAGAAAUGGGUAAAAUAAUGUACCAAGAUUGUUGCUACGACUUGAAGGAAAUCCGCCGGUGCGCUGACUGCUACAGAAUAUCCAAUGAAAAAUCUGAAAAAAUGUGGUUCUGUAUACCUUGCAAUCCCCCUCAUCAGCUUGUUUAUGCCAAACAAAAAGGCUACCCGUACUGGCCGGCUAAAGUAAUGGAGAUUAAGGGAAAUAUUUAUGACGUCAGAUUUUUUGGUGGUCAUCACAUGAGGGCUAAUAUUGAAAAAAUUUUUAUACGCUCUAUUACUUCUAGUUUACAAAGUUUACAGCAUUCGGAUAAGGGAAAGUGGAAAGACAUUAAGAUAAAAAGAUCAACCGCAUGGAACCGGGCUUUUGAGGAACUGAAGCACCACCAGAGCUUGCUGACGAAGCUCCCCAAGAGUUCUUCAUCGGUAGCUCACAAUAACAACAGCACCAAUGCCGCGGGAACAACUGACGACGUGGAGGGUCCGAAGCCGUCAAAGAUGCGGCGUCACCAGGAGUCAUCGGAGUCAUCGCAAGGAUCACAGGUAGCGUCGCCGAACGGCGUGUCUCCCGUCAAACUUACAAAAGACUUGAGAGUGAGAGUAGAGAGGUUGAUGUCGGAUGGAAAUUCCGAGAUACAGCUUAAUCAGGAAAAGUCGGAGAGUGCCAACGGGGAUGGAGAUGGAGUCGGAGUCGGAGAUGGAGAUGGAGGACCAGACGAGAAGCCGGAGGUCAACGACGGCAGCAGGAGCACCAGCGAGGAGCGACAAGUACCAUUCCUUCCAGUCGCUAUCGAUGAGGAGCCACCGCUGAGGAUAAGCAGCAGUACCUGUCCGGAGGGGCUCAAGAAAGAGGGCUCGCAGGAGGACAUGGUCACGUCGAGUUCCCAAGAACCCAGGUCCAAGUGCGUACUUGUUCAAACUGAGGAAGUUCAGCCCGAGACUGCACCAGCAAAGUAUGUAAUAUGCUUCCAGAUGAAGAGAGAACGGAGGACUUCAGAACAAACUACGACUGCUCCAGCUUUGGAGAAACUACGCAGGGAAUUUGAACUGGACAAAUGUCGGGAGUUGGAGAGACUCCAGGCGGAACAUGCCAAAGAAUUACGACAGCUUACGGAAAAACAUCAACAAGUUAUCUCUGAAAUUAAAAAAAAGCAAUGGUGUUACAAUUGCGAAGCUGAAGCUAUUUACCAUUGCUGUUGGAAUACAGCUUAUUGCAGUACUGAUUGCCAGCAAGUUCAUUGGCAACGAGAGCACAAACGUGUCUGUCGGCGUAAACGUUAGCUAAGCUAUUGUCAAGCUAAUACGACUAAUAUAAAAAAACUGGGCCGUCAGUUUUUUUAGUCAUAAUAUAUCCAGUACUAGAUAUAAAUUAUUAUUUUAAGAAAAAAUUUAUCAAAAAAGAUUUACCGUAGGCAAUUCAGCUAGUCUGAUCAAAUUCAUUUUUUAUUAUUGUUUUAUUUUUUUUUUGUUCAGAGUUUCGAUUAAUAUUA
Messenger RNA from Cotesia glomerata, 2641 nucleotides. RefSeq names its product zinc finger MYND domain-containing protein 11. The record is from RefSeq and is a predicted model, not a curated record. The transcript is spliced from 9 exons. Lineage: Eukaryota; Metazoa; Arthropoda; Insecta; Hymenoptera; Braconidae. Gene Ontology annotation, molecular function: transcription corepressor activity; protein binding. Gene Ontology annotation, biological process: regulation of transcription elongation by RNA polymerase II. The coding region runs from base 414 to 2432 and encodes 672 amino acids.